Messenger RNA from Daphnia pulicaria, 1245 nucleotides. RefSeq names its product putative L-aspartate dehydrogenase. The transcript is spliced from 9 exons. NCBI's taxonomy places the organism in Eukaryota, Metazoa, Arthropoda, Branchiopoda, Diplostraca, Daphniidae. The record is from RefSeq and is a predicted model, not a curated record. The coding region runs from base 171 to 1016 and encodes 281 amino acids. Gene Ontology annotation, molecular function: L-aspartate dehydrogenase [NAD(P)+] activity; NADP binding. Gene Ontology annotation, biological process: NAD+ biosynthetic process.
UCCCCUGCGGAGUAUGGCCGGGUUUGUUACGGCGAUUUUCCCUCCCUCUAACCAAUUGUGAGCGACCUUGGAGGAGUGAAGACGCUCGACGAGCGAUUCAACAACAAGUGUGCGUGCAACUGUCAGAUUGCAACAGUUUUUGCUGGUAAAAAAUCAAAAGAUUCAGAGCCAUGAUUAAACUCCGGAUUGGAAUAGUAGGAUUUGGACACCUGGGUCAGUAUCUCUACUCUCUGCUGGAGUCGCAUCCGCAGUUCGAAAUUGCUUUUGUGUGGAAUCGAUCCAAGAAUGUUUUGAUUGACCGUCACGUGGCGCCAUCUCUCAUCUUGGACAAAUUGGAAAACAUUUUCGAAUUAGAAGUCGAUUUGAUUGUCGAAGUGGCUCACCCGUCCAUAACCAAGAAGUAUGGCCAACUUUUCCUGGAACACGGAGCAUAUUUCAUCGGAAGCCCGACCGCCUUGGCGGACCAGGAAACGUACGAUUUACUGCAAAAGGCCACUAACACACAAAACCGGGCUGUCUACGUGCCCAGCGGCGCCCUCUGGGGUGGGGAGGACAUAAGAAGAAUGGCACUUCAAGGAAGUCUGAAGGGUCUGACGAUCACAAUGGCGAAACACCCGUCAUCGUUCAAGUUGACUGAUUCUGAAGGUGACAUAACGGCUAUUACAGAACCUAAAGUCGUGUACGAAGGCUCCGUCCGUCAAUUAUGCCCGCUGGCGCCCAACAACGUAAAUACCAUGGCGGCGGCAGCUGUGGCUGCGAGUAAUCUAGGUUUCGACAUGGUCUACGGAAGGAUUAUAGCCGAUCCAAGCUUAUUGGACUGGCACGUCAUUGAAGUGGAGGUCACCGGACCGUCCCAAAGUGACGGGAGGACUUUCACCACCAAGACGAUUCGCAAGAACCCAGCCGAUCCCGGCGCUGUCACCGGUACGGCCACGUUUGGAUCCUUCUUCUCGUCCCUUCUGAACGCGGCACGUCGUCAUGGCUACCAUCCAGAAACAGGAUUCAUCCUCUGUUGAAGGGCGUAAAGAAAAACUCCAUGCUAAACACAUACCUGCUACAUUGCAAAUCCACACAACAUUCCAGCGCUUUUGUCUGCUAUCUUAAUUUCGAAAAACUUACGCUGUAAGAUACACCACUGAGCGUUCGUGGGUGAUGGAUUAAGGUGGAUGUUCGAUAUUAUUUUCUUGAAAAUUUUUUCUUUCUUGUAUGGUUGUUUUUCUCUACACAUAAAAAUUGUUACAACGA